UGUCCACACACACAUUUCUGUUUCAAUAAGGUUGAAAAACAGAUUAAUUAUUUAUCAAUUUUAAUCUUUAUUUCAUACGGGAUUGUGAUCAUAAUUGCGUGCAUUACCUUAAUGAUCGUGGUUACUUCAUAGAUGUUAUUGAGUCAAGGCGCAGGAAUAGUUAGUAUGCGUUUGAUAUGCAAAUGCAUAGUUGGUAAUGCAACUGUCUAUGUGCAAGAAUAUCUUGUAGAUUGAAUUCGUAAAAAGAAGAAUCAGAAAUGCCCUGGAGUCGGCCAUCUUCAGUUCCCGUGGGAAAAGUCUGGUAUAGAUUCAGAGGACAAGAUAAAAAUGGACAACCGGGUAAGAUGUAUCAAAUACGAGACAUGGAACCAACGGACAGAAAGCGUUGCUUAGACAUGAUGGAAGAUACAUUUCUGAACGACGAACCGCUCUGUCAAAUUCUAGAUAUUAAAUCGGAUAUAGAAUCGGUAACAACGAUCAGGAACAACUGGGAGAGGUUCGCUGAUCAGGGGAUAUGUAUCGCUUGUUACACGGAGGAAAAUGGCGCGCCUCAAGAGCUGGUUGGCUUUAACAUUCUUGUUGUUAAGACUAAAGAUGAUGAAGAAGAGGAUAUAGAUAAUGUCGCAGGUGAAGCGUGGAGGAAACUUUUAAAGACAUUAGUAGCUGCUGAGAAGUUAGUGGAUGUCUUUAAAUAUUACGGCGUGGAUAAGUACUUGACAUCUAGCGGACUGACAGUACUACCUGAGCACCGAGGACAGAACAUCGGCGCGAAAAUCAUUGCGGUUAGGGAAGCAAUCUGUAAAACCUUCGGUAUAAAAGCAGCGGCGACUGUAUUCACGGCUAGUAGCUCACAGGUGUUAGCCGCUAAGUGUGGAUAUCACCAACUAGCUGUGCUACCUUACGAGAAUAUGUUACCUAAUGGCAUUGACCUCUCCGGCUGUGAUACAUCGAGUGCUAUCCUCAUGGCGAGAACAUAUUAGUUUCAAAUUUUCAGAUUCACGAUAUCCUAUUUCGACCUUUGAUGAAAAUAGUUCAUGUCUUAUGUAACUUUUUAAGUUGUAUUUGACUUGACUUAUUUUUGUAGUUGAAAAUAAUUUUAGAAGUAACUACCACACGCAUUGAUCUACAUAGAGAUACUGAAGUGGUAUUUUAUGUCUAUUUGAUUUUCGCCAUUUUAGUGCUAACGGUUGGUGAGUGGUGAGAAUUCGAUCUACUGAUACCAAUAUUAUAAAUGCCAACAUUUUAGAUGGAUGUGAGAGUUUAUAGUCUAAACGGCUGAACGGAUCUGGAUGAA
Messenger RNA from Papilio polytes (common Mormon), 1294 nucleotides. RefSeq lists its product as uncharacterized. Bases 258 to 980 code for a protein of 240 amino acids. NCBI's taxonomy places the organism in Eukaryota, Metazoa, Arthropoda, Insecta, Lepidoptera, Papilionidae. The record is from RefSeq and is a predicted model, not a curated record. The transcript is spliced from 6 exons. Gene Ontology annotation, molecular function: N-acetyltransferase activity.